GAAAAAAAAAUAUCGUGAUAAACUUUUUCCCAUAUCCACCAGCCCUACCUUCAGCUCAACAACUUUGUCACUUCUAACACAAACAGCUUGCCUGCAACUUCUAUGUUAAACUUUUAAUUUUGUCAAUAAUAUGCUGUGAAAAUAACGUAUAAACUUUUGAACAAGCACAAUUUAAUGACUCUAGAUCUCAAAAUUAAACAGAAGCAGAUUUGAGUAAGUCAAUCUCGGUCUAAAGUCACAUUAGUUUCAAGCAGAAUUACGUUUUUUUAACUUAAACAGAGAGACAAAAGGUCAUUUCGCCAUGUUAGGUGUUUUUACACUUUAUAUGUUUCAAUAUUAGAGAAGCAAAAAUUAAAACAAACACCUUAAAGCUGAAGCUACUUUAACUGUUAGCUCAUCUCAAACGUCCUCUCACUUGUUGCUUCUUCUUCUUCGAAACGACAUGACUAAAACUAAAUUAAAACAGAAACACAGAACUGAAAACUGUUUGAAAACGUCGUCUGGGCAUUUUCAGAGUAUCUUACCUUGUCCAGUUUCACUGUUUUCCCUCACAAACCGGUGUUGGGUUUUAAAAUCCUGAUUUUUGGACGAACUGCGCCAUCACCCGGACCGUUGGUCGCCUUACGUCUUACGUCUUACGUCAUCUCCGAGCGACAAGGAAGCGCUGCUACAUGCGCGUCCUUCAGAGCUGUUGUUACCCAAACUCCUUACAAAAGUCGAGCGUUAGCGGUUAAGUAGAAGUGAUGUUGUAGAUUUUUGGUUUUAUGGAGUGACAGGCGUCUAUAGAGGAGUUGGACGGCUGAAUUAAUUCAUUUUGGAGCUUAGACGCUUUAAUCCGGUGAGUGGAAGUUGAGUUAAAAGCAGACUCUAUUCAUUCCAGUUCAUUUUACCUGCAUUGCUGACUAAAGGUUCAUGUUAUUUUUCAGCAUUUUAUGUUAAAUUUUGAAGUUGAACAAGAUUUAGUGAGUAAAUGUAUCAUUUAGAGUAUCUAGACUGAUGUCAAGAAGUCAAUUUACAGCAAACAAAUACAGAUAAUAGUGUCAGUUUAAGGAAUAUUUGAUCAAGACCUGCAGUAAACACAUAAGUUAUGAUGAAGAGGCUCACUAUAAAUGCGCAUAGAUGUCCGGUUAGUUGUGGUUAGCUGUCAUUGAUAAUGCUGGCAACAAAGGGGACAAUACGGUGGCCCAGAACAGCCACUGCUGCAAAUAAAAAAAAGAAGAAUCCACAACAGUAGAUACCAAUGAAAACAAAAGAAACUGAAACCAGCUGCAAAUAGAAAAAGAAACGAUACGUAUAAAAAAAUAAAAAGAAGCCACAACGGAAGUUACCAAUGCAAAAAAAAAAGAAAAACGGUGCAGAUAAAAAAUAUUUUUUAAAAAAGCCACAACCCAAGUUAACGACACAAAAAAAGUGACAAUGCAAAUAAAAAUUUAAAAAAGUUAUUUCCUACAAAAAUAUAAGGAUGCAGAUAAAAAAAGCCAUAACGGAAGUGAGCUGCCGGGGACCAAUAGUGAUGAUGCACCGGUGUUUUGCGAUCUAGGCACAGAAGACGAGCAAAUAAGUUAGUGGAAAGGUCAUUGUUUAAUUUCAGGUCGUUUGGUUAGGCCGUGUAGCGCCUGAGUUGAUAUGAAGUUGAACUGAAGGAUGGCGGUGUAGUGUUAGCUUCAGUUUAACUUAUCGACUCAGGCACAACGUGGCCAAACAAAUGACACAUUGAAAAAUAUACCAAGCGAAAUUAAACAAUAACCUUUCCACUUACUUCUUUGCUCGUCUUCUCACCGUCCUCAUUAUUGGUCCCCGACAGCUCACUUCCAUUGCGGCUUCUUAUAUGCAUCCUUUUAUUUUCGCAGUAAGUAACCUUUUUAUAUUUUUCCAUCGCCACAUUUUUAUGUUGUUAACUUCCGUUGUGGCUUUUUUUUUCCUUUAUCUGCACUGUUUCUUUUUUAUUUGCAAUGGGCUUCAGUUUCUUCUUUUUUUUUUUGCAUUGGUAACUCCCAUUGUGGCUUCUUUUUUUUUUUGCAUUCUUUUCUAUUUGCAGCAGUGGCAUUUCUCGGCCACCGUAGAAAGAAACUGUGGCUGAACUGUGAGGUUUUGAUCCCCAACGGACUGCAGACUCUUACCAGACUUUCCUACCUAAACUCUGAGCCCUUAAAGAUUUAAUAAUUCUUUCACACUAAGUCUGCAAAGAUGCCCACUAUAGGAAAAGGCUCAAAGGCAGUCAGAAGUCCCCCACGCACUUGAUAGUUACACACUAGGACAGCCUUAAGUCCUGGCAGACUGAGUGGGAGGGUGCUUCAAAGUCAGCUAGUGUGUGGGUGUCAACACUUGAGCUUACCUGCACCCUUCAGGGUCCUGGAAGUAGACAUGUCCUGGAGAGAGGAUGAAAUUCUAGAGCCUCUUGUAGAGACUGUCCUGAGUCUUUUUUAGAGGUAUGAUAGUGGGGUUAUUUGACAGUUCCUCUUGUCAUAGCAGGGGCUACAUAAAUACCUGUCAUCUUACCCAGUUUUAAAACCCCCUCUCAGGUUUAAGCAGCUAUGACGGCUCCAAACUCUGCAGAACGGAAAGCAUGCUGGGGUGCCAGAGAUUUGCUGUGGAAGUGUCUGGAUGACAAUAAUGACAACGCUGAAUCCUGCAAAAACUUCCAGGGCGAGUUUGAGGCAAAAUGUCCCGCUCAGUGGGUAAGUGGUCCUGUCUCUGUUCUUUUGACUCAUACUUACUGGGUCUAGAGACGAUUCUAACCUUUUCAAUCUCCCUUGGCAGGUGAAAUAUUUCACAAAGAGACGAGACUUCCUGAAGUACAAAGAGCAGAUGGAGGCAGAGGGCUUCACACCAACUGACGGUCCUAAGCAGCCAUCAUAGCAAAUGACUUUCUGAAACUGACUGUAAACCCUAAUCAGACCAGGGCCAGAGGUGAACAAUCUGGAGAUGGGAUUCCCAACCUCAUUGUGGACUGAAUACUUGAACCUCCCACCAUCAUUAUUUAUGUCAAGGAGGCAAAAGCUGCGCCAAGAAAGCAGCUCCAGGCGGAAACAAGUGAGACUGGAUUGAGAGUGUUGAUGUGGCAUCAGCCCGCCUGGAUAAAACAUGUCUUAUUGUUUGUAAUUUGAAAUAAAAAUGAAAUGUUUUAAUAUCUCAGCUUGAUUAACGUCCACAAAUACAGGAACAGAAACGUCAUCAGUCUCCAUUACUGCUGUCAGCCACUGCCGUUAGCGCACAAUGUUGUCCCCUCUGUUAAAUGUUUGCUUUAAAUGAACUUCUUUUGCACUGAAACCAUCGAACGAGUCGAGAUUUAUUAAAUGAUCAUAAAUUCUGACCUUUUCUGCGUAUCUUUUACUGUUUUUAAGUGAGUGUCAUUAGGAAUUGAUGUGAAAUAUAAGAAUAAUCACUCCACUCGGGCGUUUCAGUGGUUUUAUUGUUGUGCAUGUAUAAUUUCACCCUAUCUCUAGGUUUUGAGUUGAAUAUGAAUAAAACAUCAAAAUAUAACAGAUAAUUUAGGAAUAUUACAGUUCAUCUGAAAACAGACAAAGGCACAUUAUAUUACAAAUCUGUGUGUAUUUACAAAGGAGUGUGGCCCUUGGGUCAAAGGUCACUGCUGUAACACCGUCAAGAUGUUUCGACACCUAAGACCUAGACUUGUAAUGCAGUGAUAUAAAAAAUGCAAAAAUUACAUUAAAAAUUUGUGUAAAAAUAUAAA
This is a messenger RNA of Xyrichtys novacula (pearly razorfish), 3694 nucleotides long. NCBI's taxonomy places the organism in Eukaryota, Metazoa, Chordata, Actinopteri, Labriformes, Labridae. The record is from the annotation of a GenBank genome assembly.